UGAAAAAGGCAGCACACUUUCCAACUGCCUGACUGCUUGUUGGCCUCACCGGUGGGAGCUCCAGCAUCUCCUUUGCUCGAAAUGGACCCCAACUGCUCCUGCGCCACUGGUGGCUCCUGCACGUGCGCCGGCUCCUGCAAGUGCAAAGAGUGCAAAUGCACCUCCUGCAAGAAGAGCUGCUGCUCCUGCUGCCCCAUGGGCUGUGCCAAGUGUGCCCAGGGCUGCAUCUGCAAAGGGGCGUCGGAGAAGUGCAACUGCUAUGCCUGACGUGGGGACAGCUCUGCUCCCAGAUGUAAAUAGAGUAACCUGCACAAACCUGGAUUUUUAAAAAAAUACAACACUGAGCCAUUUGCUUCAUUUCUUUUUAUAUUAAAUAUGUUAAUGACAAUAAAACAAUUUUUACUUGAA
Messenger RNA from Pan troglodytes (chimpanzee), 408 nucleotides. RefSeq names its product metallothionein-1E. Gene Ontology annotation, cellular component: nucleus; cytoplasm. The transcript has a single exon. Bases 82 to 267 code for a protein of 61 amino acids. Gene Ontology annotation, molecular function: metal ion binding. The record is from RefSeq and is a predicted model, not a curated record. Gene Ontology annotation, biological process: intracellular zinc ion homeostasis; detoxification of copper ion; cellular response to cadmium ion. Lineage: Eukaryota; Metazoa; Chordata; Mammalia; Primates; Hominidae.